AUGUCUUUUGAUCAAAAGUUCAUGGCUGGGGAGACUUAUGGGGAUGAAAGGAAAAGCUCAGCCAACUUCUUUUCUGAUCCGACGAAGGUUGCUACAGAUCUGUUGAAAGACUAUGUUGGCCUGCGAAGCCAAACGUCUCCAGUAGAGCUUGCAGCCCUCAUCAAGGAGUUGCUGCAGAAAGGAGAGCCUCUUGAUGACAAGAAGGGAGUACAGCUCACCAACAAGCUUAUCGACACACUUUGGGGUAAUCUCCAGCAUCCCCCACUGAGCUAUGUUGGUGGCGAUGUCAAGUACGAAGUUGUCAACUCCAAAGAGCCAUCUCCUAAGGAAACAUUGCAGCCAGAGGAUUCAAUCGAGUUCAAAGCCCCUGAUAGCGACGUCAUACUACGUGAGCAGGUUCCUCGACCACCUGAUGGGCUCCAUCACUACAGAAUGCCGGAUGGAAGCUACAACAACAUCCUCGAGCCCAACCUAGGCAAAGCGGGGACUCCCUAUGCCAAGACAGUAAGGACUACCAAAAGACUUCAUGGUGUCAAACCCGACCCUGGUCUGCUUUUCGACCUAUUGAUGGCGCGGGACGAAAACUCCUUCAAGGAAAAUCCUGCUGGUAUAUCAUCCAUGCUCUUCUACCACGCGUCUAUCAUCAUCCACGACAUUUUUCGAACCAACCGAACGGACCCGAACAAGUCCGACACGUCGUCGUAUCUUGAUUUAGCCCCUCUCUACGGAUCCUCGCUCAAGGACCAGUUAGAAAUACGUAUUAUGAAGGAGGGUCGACUCAAGCCCGAUACUUUCCAUGAAAGACGUCUUCUCGGACAGCCUGCCGGCGUCAAUGUCAUGCUGGUUCUCUACAACCGUUUCCACAACUAUGUCUGCGACAUUUUGCUGAAGAUUAACGAGAACGGACGCUUCACUCUAAGAUGCCCUCCCGACGCCGGUCCUGAAGAGAAGGCCAAGGCCAUGGCUAAGCAGGAUCAUGACCUUUUCAACACGGCGCGUUUGAUAGUUGGUGGCUUGUACGUCAACAUCUCUCUUCACGACUACCUGCGUGCCAUUACAAACACGCACCACUCCAAGAGUGACUGGACUCUUGACCCUCGUGUCGAAAUUGGCAAGCAGUUCGACGGUGAGGGCGUACCGCGCGGCGUUGGGAACCAGGUCAGUGUAGAAUUCAACCUGCUGUACCGCUUCCACUCGUGUAUCUCGAAGAAGGACGAGCGCUGGAUCGACAGCUUCUUCGCGAAGCUCUUCCCAGACCGAAAGCCAGAGGACCUUCAGAAUAUCGGCAUGGCCGAACUCGGUCAGGCUCUGGUUACCUUCGAACAGAGCAUCCCGAAGGACCCUAGCGUUCGUACGUUUGACAACCUAGAGCGCCAGUCGGACGGCACCUUCAGAGACGAGGAUCUUGCUCGCAUCCUGAAGGAGGCCAUGGAUGAUCCGGCUGGCUGUUUUGGUGCCCGCAUGGUUCCCAAAGCUCUCAAGGUCGUGGAGAUUCUCGGCAUCAACCAGGCCCGCAAAUGGCAGGUCGCAUCGCUGAAUGAGUUCCGCGAGUUCUUUGGUCUGAAGAAGUACGACAAGUUCAGCGAAAUCAACUCGAACCCAGACAUUGCGAGCCUCCUCGAGAAGCUUUACACGGACCCCGACAUGGUUGAGCUCUACCCCGGCCUCAUGAUCGAGGACAUCAAGCCCGUCAGAAACACCGGUAGUGGCAUUUGCCCGACAUACUCUGUCGGCCGAGCUGUCCUAUCUGAUGCAGUGACACUUGUGCGCUCUGAUAGGUUCAACACCCUCGACUACACAGUCUCAAACCUGACGGCUUGGGGCUUCAACGAGGUUCAGCAAGACUACAAGACGCUUGGAGGCUCGAUGAUGUACAAACUCAUCCAGCGAGGUCUUCCAAACUGGUUCCCAUACAACUCUGUUGCUGUCAUGCAACCCAUGUACACAAGGAAGGCAAAUCAAGCCAUUGCCAAGGAGCUCGGUACCCUUCAUCUGUACACGUCAGAUGACCCGAAGCCACCCCCAAAGGCAGUCGUACUCAUGACUAGUGCAUCCAUCAAGCAGGUUCUAGGCAACUCUAAGCAGUUUGCGGUGCCGUGGCUCCAGCCUCUCAACGCCAUGUUCACGGACUCCAAGAAAGAUAUCAGCUGGUUCAUGCUUGCGGGUGACGAACCCAAGAACUACCAACAUCGCGUUAACAUUCAAAAGGCGCUGGGCAAGAUCCCGAAUUUACACAACACUAUCCAUGACUUUAUCGAGCGCGUUGGUGCAAAGUUAAUUGAGAAGGAGACGUUCAAGUUGAAGGAGGGUCUUUGUCAGAUGGAUCUGAUCCGCGAUGUAGCCAUUCCCCUAAACGCCCAGCUGCUGGCAGACCUCUUCUACUUCGACAUGCGCACGGAUGAGAAUCCCAAUGGUACUCUCAGCGCCGCCGACCUUUACCGACACCUGCUCAAUAUCCGCAUCUGGGGUGUCAACAACAAUGACCCUGCUCAGGCCUGGAACCGCCGACGCCGCGCAACGGAGAGCGUCAAGGUCAUCAUCGACUCAACCCGCACACUCAUCAAUGAGGUCGCUGCUGGACGAGGCUUGGGUUUUGGGAUUGCGUCGACAAUCUCCAGUGUCGUCGGCCGCAAGUCCAACUUCAAGAAAGACUCAUUGCGCUCCUGUGGCUACAAGCUUGCCGAGGAGCUGUUGGCCCAAGGCAACUCGCCCGAGCAGGUCGUCGACAACAUGUGGCUCACUGCCUUUGGCGGCAUCGGUGUUCUUGUAACGACGUUCUAUGAAGUUAUGGAGUUUUUCCUUCGUCCUGAAAACGCGUCCAUUUGGGCAGAAGUUCAAACUCUUGCCCAGAAGAAGGACGAUGCUGUACUUCACGAAUACGUCAAGGAGGCGCAGCGUCUUACAAGCUCCCAACGUAACGUGCGUGUUGCCACUGCUACGGCCGAGAUUGAGGGCAAGUCGAUCCAGCCGGGCAACCUCGUGGUGAUGCUUCUUGGUGAGGCUGGCCGCAAUCCGAAGGAUGUGGUCAACGCCGACAAGUUCGACGCGAACCGCAAGUCGGAUUCUGUGACAGCUUUCAGCUACGGUCAGCACGAGUGCUUAGCGAAGGACAUUGCGCCUACAUUCAUCGUCGGGCUCGUGAAGCUUGUGGCCGAUCUCAAGCAGCUGCGGCCAGCCCCGGGUCAGAUGGGCGUAGUCAAGACAAUUCGCGUUGGUUCCGAGCGGGCUUACCUGAAUGACACCUGGUCAUAUCUCGGCUUCGAUGCCAGCACUUGGAAAGUGCACUUUGAGGGGCACGGAAAGGGAAAUUUCCAAGGGGAUGUCCAGCCCAAUAAGCCCAUUGACCUAGAGCAGUACUACUACCUUAUCCAGAAGCGCAAGGAGAAACUCUUCAACGGCACUAACGGCACCAACGGCAGCUCAUAA
This is a messenger RNA of Colletotrichum spaethianum, 3426 nucleotides long. RefSeq names its product linoleate 10R-lipoxygenase. Gene Ontology annotation, molecular function: monooxygenase activity; oxidoreductase activity, acting on paired donors, with incorporation or reduction of molecular oxygen; heme binding. Bases 1 to 3426 code for a protein of 1141 amino acids. The transcript is spliced from 5 exons. Lineage: Eukaryota; Fungi; Ascomycota; Sordariomycetes; Glomerellales; Glomerellaceae. Gene Ontology annotation, biological process: response to oxidative stress. The record is from RefSeq and is a predicted model, not a curated record.